GGGGGGGGUGGCCUCUACCCUAGGCCUUUCAGUUUGCGCACGAGGGCAGGCCUGCCGUGAGGAGGGUGGGAGCUCCCGCAGCCGCUGACGAUGGAGGAACUAGAGCAAGGCCUGUUGAUGCAGCCAUGGGCGUGGCUACAACUUGCUGAGAACUCACUCUUGGCCAAGGCGUCUGUCACCAAGCAGGGCUAUGCCUUGCUGAUUUCAGAUCUUCAACAGGUGUGGCAUGAACAGGCGGAUACUUUUGUGGUCAGCCAGCGAGCCAAGGAGCUGAACAAGCGCCUAACUGCUCCCCCAUCAGCCUUUCUCCGUCAUCUGGAGGAAGUGCUUGUCCCGUUGUUUAAAGAUCCUCCUCACGUUAGCCAAGCUACCUUCUCCUGUGAUCGGGUAGCAGAGACUCUGAUUCUUCGGGUGCGGAGUGAGCUGUCUGGUCUCCCCUUCAAUUGGCAUUUCCACUGUACUCCAGCUAGUUCUUCACUGGUCUCCCAGCAUUUGAUCCGUCCUCUGAUGGGUGUGAGCCUGGCAUUGCAGUGUCACGGGAGGGAGCUGGCAACAUUGCUUCGGAUGAAGGACCUAGAGAUCCAGGGCUACCAGGAGAGUGGGGCUGUGCUGAGCCGAAGUCGGUUGAAGACAGAGCCAUUUGAAGAAAAUUCUUUCUUGGAACAGUUUAUGGUAGAGAAAUUGCCGGAGGCAUGCACUGUUGGUGAUGGAAAGCCAUUUGCCAUGCAUCUGCAGAGUCUGUAUGUGGCAGUCACCAGACAGCAGAUCCAAGCAGGGCAGAAGCACCAUGGCGCUGGAGAGACUCAGACACCGUGCAGCACCUCCCCUCAAAGAACUGAUGGCCAGCUUCCGAACCAGCCAGAACAGCUAGUCUCCUCCACUCCAGCCCUCUCCGAGCCCGAACAGGAGCCCGUGGGUGCUUCAGGCCCAACACAGAGACCUCAGCUGGCCAAGGCCAAGAGGAAAAAGCCAAGAGGACUCUUCAGUUAGCUUGCCAUGUCUCUGCCACCGAGAAGGGAGCAGAACAGCUUCCCAGCAUAAUCUGGAAAGGAGCUUGCAUGGCAGAGCAUCCCUCGGAUGGAGCUGCAGUUGGAGGCCUAAGUUUAUGUUGACGGGCCUCUUGAAUGGGACUUCUCACCGGUGGAAGCUUGUCUCUGGCUCCAACUCAGCUGGCAUUGGUAUUCCAUAUAGAUUGAAGCCAGCUCCUCAUUCAGUGGCAUUUUCUCUAGAACUCGUACCCUAUGGUGAACUUAGAUUAAAGCAAGUCUGCAAAGAGGCACGUGCCCAAGACACCUAUCUGCUUUUCGUAAGGGUCCCUCACCAGUCCUACAUGCCCCGUAGAAAACCGCUUCUCUCCUAACAGAAUAAAGGGCACCCACACUC
Molecule: messenger RNA, 1383 nt
Organism: Peromyscus eremicus (cactus mouse)
Lineage: Eukaryota; Metazoa; Chordata; Mammalia; Rodentia; Cricetidae
Gene: Nhej1
Product: non-homologous end joining factor 1
Exons: 8
Coding region: 91-990 (299 amino acids)
Biological process (GO): double-strand break repair via nonhomologous end joining
Cellular component (GO): nucleus; DNA ligase IV complex
Molecular function (GO): DNA end binding
Source: RefSeq, a predicted model, not a curated record